Molecule: messenger RNA, 990 nt
Organism: Nematolebias whitei (Rio pearlfish)
Lineage: Eukaryota; Metazoa; Chordata; Actinopteri; Cyprinodontiformes; Rivulidae
Product: trace amine-associated receptor 13c-like
Exons: 2
Coding region: 1-990 (329 amino acids)
Biological process (GO): G protein-coupled receptor signaling pathway
Cellular component (GO): membrane
Molecular function (GO): trace-amine receptor activity
Source: RefSeq, a predicted model, not a curated record
AUGCAAACAUUGGGAGAAGUUGAACUUUGCUUUCCACAACUGCUGAAUUCAUCUUGUAGGAAGUCAAAGUACCCUUCCUCUGGAUCUAUGCUCACUUACGUUACACUGUCCUCCGUCUCUCUGCUUACUGUGGCUCUUAACAUGCUGGUUAUACUUUCCAUCUCACUAUUCAAGAAGCUCCACAGCCCCACCAACCUGUUCCUCCUCUCUCUGGCGGUCUCAGAUUGCAUGGCAGGCUUCCUCGUUUCUUUUCAAAUCAUGCUCAUAGACGGCUGCUGGUAUCUCGGUGACCUUGUGUGCGCCCUGUAUUUUGUGUUGGACUAUUCUGUGACGUCUGUAUCAAUAGGAACUAUGGUUCUCAUUUCUGUUGACCGCUAUGUGGCCAUUUGUUACCCUCUUUAUUAUUCUAGAAGAGUCACCGAAGAAAGGGCAAAGGUAUGUGUUGUGCUAAGUUGGACAUUAUCUCUUCUUUAUCAGUGUCUUCUCCUGAAGGACAACCUGAAUCAUCCUGGCAGGUAUAAUUCCUGUUUUGGAGAGUGUGUAGUUGUUGUUAGUGACAUCGGAGGAGUAUUUGAUCUGUUUGUGUCAUUUAUUGGUCCUGUCACUGUCAUCAUAGUUCUGUAUCUGAGAGUGUUUAUUGUGGCUGUGUCUCAGGCUCGUUCCAUGCACGCUCAUGUUGCAGCCGUCACAUUUCAGAAAUCAGUGAAAGAAACAGCCAAGAAAUCUGAAAUGAAGGCAGCUCUGACCCUCGGGGUUGUAGUGGUUGUGUUUCUUCUAUGUACAUGUCCGUAUUUCUGUGUUACAUUAAUGGCCCAGAACGCAGGGGUCAGUGCUUCGUCCGUGGCCUUUCUUCUGUUUUAUUUGAACUCCACUCUGAACCCGUUGAUUUAUGCACUGUUUUACCCCUGGUUCAGGAAAUCUGUUAAACUAAUUAUAUCUCUUCAGAUCCUGAAGCCUGGCUCCUGUGACACCAACAUGUUGAACCACUGA